This is a messenger RNA of Emiliania huxleyi CCMP1516, 516 nucleotides long. RefSeq lists its product as hypothetical. NCBI's taxonomy places the organism in Eukaryota, Haptophyta, Isochrysidales, Noelaerhabdaceae. The transcript has 3 exons. The record is from RefSeq and is a predicted model, not a curated record. The annotation marks the transcript as partial.
AUCAUCAUCACCGCUCGCACUACCGCCCUCUCCCGCCGGCCCGCCGCCUCUGGCUACCCGCGACGGCGCCGCUAUGCCGCUCGGCGGCGAUCGACUGCAGAAUGACACACCGCCAAUGCUGCUCGGCCCGCCGAGGUCCAUCCCACACGGGCCCCGCGGGGGAGGCGCCGGCGGUGGUGACAGAGGCGCAGGGCUGGCGGCUGCACCUCUCGAGUCGCAGCAGCACCGGCUACGGAGGCGUGCGCAAGCAGGAGCAGGCGUCGGGCUCGAGCGGCCGCCGACUUCCCUGGGCGUCGGGCCGCUUCGCGGCGUACCACACGGUGGACGGACGACGGGUCUACAUCGGCUCUUCGACUCGGCGGUGGAGGCGGCGGUGGCACGCGCGGGCGGAGGUUUCGGUGGACGGACAGGUCGCCGCCCGCCGGGCGCGAGGUGCGCUAGACUGGGAGACCACCUCACUAUGGAGCCUGGACCCGGUUCUCAUGAUUGUACAUGACUAGCGAUGUGUUAUAGUUC